GGAAGUCGGAUCUCUGAAUUUCUGUUCCAUUCUGUAGCAGCCUCCUAGGCGGGGCCAGGAAAAAAAUCCGGGUCUCCCGGCCUCGCCCCGCCUUCCAAUAGUCUGCGCUGAGUGGGCGGCGAGGGACCGGGGGGAACCAAUCAGAAGUCAGGACUCGCGGGGCUUGGAGGAGGGGCGCGGGGGCUGCGGCCUCUGCGGACCCUGCUCUACCUCCUGGCCAUAGUGCGGGAUCGAGGCCGCAAUACCCGGCUGCUGGAGAGUGAAAUCCACCCCAGGACGUCGGGUCGCUGCGGGUGAGCCAAGGAGGGGAAAGCAGAGACAAGCCCCGCGUCCCCGCUGCGGGAGUCGGAGGCGUCCCCGAGGGCAGGGAGGCUCUCUGCGAGUGUGGAGCUGUGAGUCCUACGCCUCAGGCUCCUCCAGUCCGCGCUACCCUCAGCUCGCUGCGUGCGUAAUGGGCAAGUCACCCUUCUCCCCGGACCUCACCUGUAACCUAGGAGGGCUGAGCUGGGCCCCCAGUAUGAAAGCGUGGCACCCGAGAAGCUGUCGAGGGCAGCCCUCCCAGGUCUGUGUGGGGUCGCUGGCCGAGGACUGUGCCGGCGCCUGGCAGGUGUCUACUGGGAGCAGUCUCGGAGCUCCACUGGACCUCACUGAUAACCCUGCGAACCUGACUGACAUAAUGUCAAGUGGAAAUGAUCAGCAGUCAGAGGCUCUUAGCAAACCCACUUUCAGUGAAGAACAGGCCUCUGCAUUAGUGGAGUCAGUGUUUGGGUUGAAAGUUUCCAAGGUCCAGCCACUUCCUAGCUAUGAUGACCAAAACUUUCAUGUCUACGUUUCAAAAAACAAAGAUGGCCCAACUGAAUAUGUCCUCAAAAUAAGCAACACCAAGGCUAGCAAAAAUCCAGACCGGAUUGAAGUGCAGAAUGACAUCAUCAUGUUUUUGAAAGCAGCUGGAUUUCCAACAUCCUCUGUGUGUCGCGCUAAAGGAGACAACACAGCUUCUCUCGUGUCUGUAGAUAGUGGCUCUGAAAUCAAAAGCUACUUGGUGAGGCUGCUGACUUACCUCCCAGGAAGACCCAUAGCUGAGAUUCCCAUCAGCCCCCAGCUAUUGUAUGAAAUUGGAAAGCUAGCUGCCAAAUUGGAUAAGACACUGCAGAAAUUCCAUCACCCAAAGUUAAGUAGUCUUCAUCGGAAGAACUUCAUCUGGAAUCUGAAAAAUGUUCCUCUUCUGGAGAAAUACCUGUAUGUCCUGGGCCAGAAUCGAAACCGAGAGAUUGUCGAGCAUGUCAUUCAUCUGUUCAAGGAGGAAGUAAUGACCAAAUUAAGUCAUUUUCGAGAAUGUAUCAAUCAUGGAGAUCUUAAUGACCAUAAUAUUUUAAUAGAGUCCAGCAAGUCAGCCUCUGGAAAUGCUGAAUAUCAAGUGUCUGGGAUUUUAGACUUUGAUGACAUGAGCUAUGGCUACUAUGUGUUUGAACUGGCAAUUACCAUCAUGUACAUGAUGAUUGAAAGCAAGAAUCCUAUACAAGUAGGAGGCCAUGUCCUUGCAGGGUUUGAAAGCAUCACCCCACUGACAGGUGUAGAGAAGGGUGCUUUGUUUUUACUUGUAUGCAGUCGUUUUUGCCAGUCACUUGUCAUGGCUGCAUACUCUUGCCAGCUAUACCCAGAGAACAGAGACUAUUUCAUGGUUACUGCAAAAACCGGGUGGAAACACUUACAGCAAAUGUUUGACAUGGGUCAGAAAGCUGUAGAAGAAAUCUGGUUUGAAACUGCCAAAUCCUAUGAAUCUGGGAUCUCCAUGUGAGUGAGAUCUCCAUGUGACUAAAAGUUCACUUUAACGUGGGUAAUUAAAAUAGGGCCCAAUCAAAUUUUAGGAAGGAUUUUCCUGUAUAGUUAAAAAUCAAUUGAUGGAAUGGAUCAAUUCUGAAUAUGACAGAGCACAUGAAAUCCCUAAGGUCUUCAAGCAAUCUCAUGACAAUUUUUUAAAAUUCACAAAAGUACCACGAGCAAGCAUAUUUUUCUGUGAGUCUCACUUGCCAUGUCUAUAAACACAUGAUACCAUUUUGAAUCAGAUAAUCUCACAAGAUCUAUUCCAGCCCUGAGAUUAAUGACUGUUUUUAAUUUUUAAAAUAAUAUAUACAUACAGAUAUAUUGACAUAUUUUAAAUAUCUGGACAUAACAUACUGACCUAGAUAACAUACUAGCAGUUCUAUGAAACCUCCUCUGAUCUGUCCUUUCUUUCAAAUCCCAGUGCACUGUGUCUUUUUCAUGGCCCAUCACUUUGCAUAAUGGAUCAUGGUUGUGCAGUCAUCUUGCCUGAGAGCUAUUGAGGGCAGAGACCAUGUAAAACUUAUUUUUGUCUCCUCAUCCCUUCUUAUCACACCUAUUAUAGUGCCUUUCCUACAGAGAGGUCUUUAAAAAUAUUUGAAAAUAAACGUGUGCUAGAAGAAAGGAUGGAGAAGGCACACACUAAGAUGCUUUAGGAGAAAGCACAGACAGCAUUCUUUUUUUUUUUUUUUUUUGAGACAGAGUCUCACACUAUUGCCCGGGCUGGAGUGCCAUGGCAUAAUUUCGGCACUGCAACCU
Molecule: messenger RNA, 2580 nt
Organism: Piliocolobus tephrosceles (Ugandan red Colobus)
Lineage: Eukaryota; Metazoa; Chordata; Mammalia; Primates; Cercopithecidae
Gene: HYKK
Product: hydroxylysine kinase
Exons: 5
Coding region: 452-1798 (448 amino acids)
Molecular function (GO): amino acid kinase activity
Source: RefSeq, a predicted model, not a curated record